AUGAACACUACAUUGGGUGACUUACACGAGGAUCUAGUCACUUUAGAGGAUAACGAAAUCAUUGAUACAACUGAGCAUUCAACUCAUUCGUCUUCGCAAUCAACUAGCCAUGGAGAAGAAGAAAACGAAGAGGGUGGCAUUGAAGAUGUAGAAACUAUAGAAAAGGACGGCAGCAAACGUCUCCUUAAAAAAAUCCAUCCAGAAGACGAAAUUGUAAAUGAUGGAUCUAAUAUAUGGAUCCCCGUUCAAAUGCUAAAGAAAAAUAUAGCCAAGUUCUGGUCUCACUUCCUCGCUAUUGAUAAGGAAUUAACGAGAGUUAAAUGCAAACAUUGUGGGGAAGUGCUAACAAGGAAUGAUCCAAGUUUAACAAAGACUUUCAGAUUUCAUAUAAAAUCGAAGCAUAAUAUUAGCGCAAAUAAGAACUUUUAUUCCAUGAAUUUCACUGUGAGGAAUUCCAUUCUUACAGAUAGUAAUUCUCAUGCGAGAAACUCACUUCAGCCCAACUACCGUUCUUUAACAUUCAAUUCAAACUCAAUUCGUAAGUGUUAUGACAUUAAUAAAUUACAAAACAAUACUUUUCUUUCCUUUCCGCGACUAAUAGCCAUAAUUAUAGCUUCCGAAGGGUUGCCACUAAAUUUCUCUGAGAUUGAAUCAUUCAAAUUUUUAGUAUCAAAAUUUCACAAGACCCCUCCCCUGACAACAACCUUGAUAAAAGAGUCCGUUAUGGAACUAUCUAAUUCAAUAGAUGAGUUAAUUAGAAGAUCUGCUUCAAAAAGUGAUGCGUCCUUGCCUGUAAAUAUUCAAUUAUCCGAUACCAAAAACUCAGAUUUUCCUGUUUAUUUACAGUAUACGGAGGAUAUUCGAGCACAACUAACUAGUCUAAACCUAUCCUCACUCGUUUCUUUGAACUUCACAGAACUAGAUAAGACAAGAUCGUUAUUUUCUUUACAAGUGUUCGAUAAUACCAAUAAAGUUUCGAAAAUUUUACCGUUAUCUAUUUUUGUACGUAAAGGAAUGGACAUAGAUAUCAAUGCUUGGGAAGACCAAUUGAACAUUAUAUACUCCAAAUUUUCUGGUUUACGAGAAUCAGUAAUUUCAUUAACUUUACCGAAAAACUAUUAUGCGAAAGUGUUAGAAAACGGAUAUAGUGAAAACCCAACUUUCGAUACCAGAAAUCUUAAGUCGGUAACGUAUCAUGCUUGCAUAGUAACAGAAUUGCUUCAUUGCUUUUUGCAACCAUUUUUCAAUAUGCCUACGGAAUCAUUACUUUCUUCCUUCUCUUUUGUCAAAGAAAGUCAUCCGCCCAACUCGUUGUUGGACUCUUUGACAGACUUUUCAUGCUUGGAUAUAUCAUCAACAGUGCUUGGCAAAAUCAGUUCUUUAAUUGAAGAAAUUAACAUAAACGACUCCCUAAAGUCAGAUUUCAUAUUAUACUGUAACGAUUACACACAGUCUAACUGCAAUGAGUUGACUUCGAUACUUUCAUUCGACUGCAGUAGUUACUCAGCUUUGCAAAAUAAUUUGGAAAAUUUCGUAAAUUUGGUUCCGUUCUUCAAGUCAAUCAAUUCUCAUCUGAAGAAUGAAUCACUCACUGACUCUGAUUUUCGAUUGAUCAUUACUGUGGAGGAAACUUUAAAAACUUUCGAGCAGGCAAUUGAGUAUUUUGCUUCUUCUGCCCCAUUAAAGUUCACACAUACCUUGGUUUUUAUUAUAAGCCUUGAAACUUAUUUGGCAGAAAUUAUACGAAACUCUACUUUUGCCAAAGCAAAAAGACCUUUUGAAAAAAUCUUAUCAAAAAUUUCAAAGGUUAAAGAACUCUAUCUACAUGAUGAUGUCAACUUAAUUGGCGCAUUUUUGUACCCAUCAAUAUUCCAAAAUAAAAACCUACUAAUCGAAAUCUUCGACACAACAUCCAUCAACAAAAUUAUCGAUAAAGUUACUAAAAUUGCCCUUAAAUACCUGCAAAAAUUCAUCAAUAUAACAAAUUUCCAGUCUUCCAAUAAUUGUAAAAACGACGGUCCGAAUUUCCGUGAAAAGCUCAUAUCUGAUUAUGAAACUAUUUUCAUGAAUGGGUCUCAAGAAAUUGAGUUUUUAAACAACGUUAAGGUGAGUUUACCAGAAUCCGAAGAUCUUUUGUUCUCACAGAUCAUUCGGGAUGACCUGUUACGCUAUAUUAACAGAAUUACACACGAACUGCCCAAUGCAUACCACGACUACUUGAAUGAGAAUGAUAUUAGUUUUGAUGGCUCUCACUUUACGAAAAUCGAAUUACCUGAAGAGAACAUUUCAGAUUCAGAAGAGUGGCAGCUAACUCCCAUGGAAGAGAUAUUUGAUAUCCAUAUUCCAAUUUCAGAUACAAUCUGGAAUAAUUACAUAAAUGAUGGUAAUGGGAUUGAAAUAGUGAACAUUUUGCUACGACUAAUUUCAGUAAACUCCGCCUCUUCAAUAAGAUCGGAGUUAUCUUUCUUACACAAAGCUAGUCAACACUUUGAUAAUGAAUUAUAUGAAGAAAGAAUCAAAAUCAAAAUUCUGAAUUCUCAAUAUAAUCUAGAAAAUAUCGACUUCAACUCUGGGUCUAUUUUUGACACCUGCCAAUAA
Saccharomyces eubayanus is the source of this 2598-nucleotide messenger RNA. It is a transcript of the gene ENV11, whose product is annotated as Env11p. Bases 1 to 2598 code for a protein of 865 amino acids. Gene Ontology annotation, molecular function: DNA binding. The transcript has a single exon. NCBI's taxonomy places the organism in Eukaryota, Fungi, Ascomycota, Saccharomycetes, Saccharomycetales, Saccharomycetaceae. The record is from RefSeq and is a predicted model, not a curated record.